Molecule: messenger RNA, 855 nt
Organism: Ramularia collo-cygni
Lineage: Eukaryota; Fungi; Ascomycota; Dothideomycetes; Mycosphaerellales; Mycosphaerellaceae
Product: related to Mitochondrial intermembrane space import and assembly protein 40
Exons: 2
Coding region: 1-855 (284 amino acids)
Biological process (GO): protein import into mitochondrial intermembrane space
Cellular component (GO): mitochondrial intermembrane space
Molecular function (GO): protein-disulfide reductase activity
Source: RefSeq, a predicted model, not a curated record
AUGUUUCGGCCGGCGUUCAGGACAGCAGUAAUCGCGCGAUCGAUACCCAAAGCGCCGACGGGGAGGCGAUUCGCAAGCAGCACGACACGACGAACAGGGACGUGGAAAGGUGCAGCAUUGAGAUGGACGGCCGCAGGCGCCAUUGUGUACUACUACAACACUUCGACCAUAUUCGCAGAUGAGCCACAUCGCGCACCACACGCUGCUCCAUUGGACACUACCAGCGGAUCCGAAACCUAUUCAACCGUGGACUCAAUAGCAGAGCAGAGGAGGGCACAGGCACGGUCACAACUCGAGGCUUCCCAAGCGAGCCCGGUGCCUGCAUCACAAACACCAAACAAUGGCGAACAGCCCGCGAAUGGAGGUCCUGAAGCACUGGAGGAGGAAGCAGAGCAGCAGGGUGCUUUCAACGAAGAGACGGGCGAAAUCAACUGGGACUGUCCUUGCUUAGGUGGUAUGGCACAUGGACCUUGCGGAGAGCAGUUCAGGGCUGCUUUCAGCUGCUUCGUAUUCUCCAAGGAGGAACCAAAGGGCGUGGACUGUAUCGAGCACUUUAAGACGAUGCAAAAUUGCUUCCGCGAGCAUCCAGACAUAUAUGGCGCGGAAUUGGACGAUGAUGAGGUCGCAGAGGUUCAGGCUGAGGAGGAACGCGCACGAAGUGCUCAGUCUGGCGAGCCUCAAUCAGCAGCCGCAGGCGCGCAAGGCGGCCAGGAAGUGCUUCUGAAGGAGGAGAUCAAGAAGGAUAUUCUCGAUGCAAAGGACGAGCUCACAAGCAAGGCCAGCAUCGCGAAGGACGAGCUUGUAAGCAAGGCGUCGGAGGCAAAGGAUGAGUUCGUGGACAAGGUCACGAAGUAA